Molecule: messenger RNA, 7145 nt
Organism: Porites lobata
Lineage: Eukaryota; Metazoa; Cnidaria; Anthozoa; Scleractinia; Poritidae
Source: the annotation of a GenBank genome assembly
AUGUGUAUUCCCUUUCAGUUUGUUCAUCAAAAGCAACUAAAAUGGCAGAAACAAGCUCGCGCCGAUCUCCAUUACCAACAGCGUCUUCUCUCUGUUGUUGUGAGCUCUUGGAAGGUACGUUGCUUUGGAUCACGACAGGUCUCUCCUAAGUAGUAACCUGUGUACAGCAGUCCCCUCCCCCCCAAACAAGAUCGUCAUGGCGAGCAUAUUCAUGAAAGCGAAUCUCGGCGUCAGUAACAGACUAACUAAUAUUGUGCUAUUUUCCUGUGUAAUGUUUUAGGAUUACAAGAGUCACGUGCACACUGCUAAAAGCUGCAGCGACAGCAAGCUUCAAAGGUACAACAGCAAACGUUUAAGGUAAGCUAAUAUUUACUUAGCCUUUCUUUCAUGAAGAGACCGCAGUACAUUCCCUUAGUUUUUGACGGAUUAUUAAACCUACUUACCAAGACCCCUUCAAAAACAUCGCUCUAAAACUGUUGUCAGCGUGGUUUUCUGAGUAGACAGCAUCCACUUUGUUGUGUUGAUUUCGAGUAUGAAGUCAGUCCACAACACUACCUCGUGUGACUAUGGACUGGUGUGCGCAGGCCUGCAAACAAAAGUUUUUUAUGUCUCCAUUUGUGUGAACAAAAAAUGUAAGGUGACGAAGAACAGAUGUUUAUUGCCUCCUUCCUCCUGUUCCUUCUCUUUUUCAUCCUUGGGCCUUGACGGCGUGCUUUCUCUUCCAUCCCCUCCCAACGGUUUUGUUCCUGUCCAUCUCCUCCCGUCUUCCCCCCUCUUCUUUCUUACUAUUCCCCACCCCCCCUCCCCCUUUGUCUCUCUUCAAGCAUUUUUGUUGAUAUGGCGCCUCGUUCUCUUCCUCUUUCUUUAACUGCCAUUCAUUCUAUCAACCAAGUUUUUUAUGGCUUCUUUUGGCCAUUACUUUUCUUUGCAGUGAAAGAUUUAUGUUGAAUUAUUUUUUCAGAUCAGCUUUUGAAACUUGGAAGCGUGCUGUCAAAGAAAACAGAGAGGAAAGACAAAACGAAAGCUUCGCGGAAGCCUUUCAGAAUCAAACGCUUCUUUCAAGAGUAAGCGAAACAGAAAAUUACAUCACAUGAAGCUUUGAUUAACUAACUUGCCUUCCUGAUCUCAGUAGUAAGGCACUUUAACAUGAAAGCGGGUAAUUCUAAUAAACGUUUUGUUUUUAAAACAUCGUUUCAGAGUUGAUAUAUUUAUGAAGGUACGGGACUUGACACACGGUAACUCAAUUGACUCGUUUUCUAGUGCUUCACGUGUUGGAGAGAAUUCGCAGCUCACCAUGCAGUCAAGAAAUGGCAGCAGUGGCAGCGUGUGAAGGAGUUGAAACACACGAUUGAGAAAGGUGAAUGAAGCGCUUAAAAAACAUGAUGCAAACGUAUCCUAGACGUGCCUUCUAGGCUUAAACGUUAACCUUGAAAUUUCUAUUUUACUGCUCACAAUUCGGUAAAGUUGAGCUAAGUUGGAAGAUUGUAAUAAUUUAUAGUCAAGCCUCCUUAGUUUAUACUUACACAAACUAAAAGUCACAUCUUCACCUUGUCUGCUUUUGGUUUGUCUCUUCUAGGAAAAUUGGCACGUUCAUUUCGCGCCUGGAAAUCCUUCACACGAAAAUCGGUACAAGAUAAAACCCUGAAACACAAGGCUGAAAACCAUUAUAACACGGCUUUGAAACGUAACGCGGUGUUAACAUGGAAAAGCUUCAUUCAUCUUCGUUUUAGAAUCAAGGUGAUUGGCCUUUUUUUUACUUCCUCGUCCAUAAGGUUAUCCAAAAGUAUCUUUUUUUAAGAUUUUGCUGAAAAGUAAUUUGUUACUGGUAAAAUGAAAAAAACAAAAAAGGUUUUAUGGGAUACUGGGUACGUGCGCUACGAUAAGAAAGUAAGUAUUGCCUUUUUACUUUGGAACUUAAAUGUGUACUAGAUGCCUGAGCAACUAAGAAAAUAUCUUUCCAAGGCUUCAGGUUACAAACAUAAGGAAAUAAAUAUAUGCAUCUCGUUUUUGGCAAUUUUAUCUAGAGUUCUGGUUUGUUUGAAAUGCUUAUCGAUGGUUUUUCCCCAUAGAUUCUUCAAAGACAGAGCAUGUGGCUUCAUAAUCGAAGGAUCGCAGUUGCUUUUUUUUAUAAAUGGAAGAUACAGGUAAGUCGCCAUCUUAUCUUGGUUUCAAUCUACGUUCGCUAUUGUAGUCUGCAUUUGGUGUUGUCACAUCGAGUUUAGGGUAACAAAACCUUAACUUGAAAACGCAAGCAUAAGCGAUGAAAGAAAACUGGAAUUCAGUGGAACAUGGCUGAGUGUUGAGUUUAAAUUCCUUCUUUGCCAAGUUUUCCAGCUCUUUACUGUUCGUGAUUCUUUACUAGAGAUUCGCAGCGACCAAUAACUGACCCAGUGUUUUUGUAAAAUCGGAAAGCAGUCAGUCGUCUCCAGGCCCUCUCUCUUUGUACAUAGUAGUGAUGACGUAACAUCAGUUCGAGGAAUAAGAGAACAAGAUUGUGUUACUGUAUAGCAACUUAAACAAGGAACAAUACACUAGAAUGGACCAAUAACAAGUCAUUUGUGCUUUGUUGCUGGUCCUCUGACCCCAAACAAUUGCCGUUAAGCCUUAUGGGGCACCAGAGUAUUAUAAACUCUUGAACUGUCCAAAAGAGAAAGUAGUGUCUCAGCGCUUCUGCAGUUAGUCGAUAAGAAAACCUCAGAUCUUUAUUUCAGCACUGUGCUGUAAUUCAAGAAAAGAGACGAACAGUUCUGGCGUUAUGGCAGUGGAGCAUCAACUUGCAAAGAAAGGUGGGUCUUGUUAGUAUUAUUUUACCAAAUAAAAGUCCAUUUAUAUCGGAAGAAUUUAUCCACGUCUAAUCUUUUAAUUACAACAAAAAAUGUGUUUUAAAUAUUUUUUCUAGCGAAAUUCCUUGAGGUUAGACGAGGUGAUUGUCGCUUAAACUUGGAAAAAAAAAUUAUAUUUCGUUUUGCUUUUAGAGGAGAAGGAUUGGUGAUGUUAGUUUGAACAAAGUUACCACUGAGUAGCUUAAAUCACGCACCAACUGAGCUUUUUACAUUAGAUUUUUUUUAAUUUUUAUGCAUUAAUUAUCUUCCUCCUUACUUUUACGAUAACCUUCUUUAUACAGACACCUACUCAUGAAAGAACCAAAUACUCGGGAGAACCCCUCCCCCCACCACUCCACCCGCCUCUCCUCGGAUUUGCAAAAGAGUCAAGAUAAAUUGGUCCCGCGCGCUCGCCAUAAUACAAGGCAGUUAACUCAAGACAUGCACGGUGUUUACCUGUGGUGCUUUUAAUCAAUGAUUAUUUUGAUUUCGUUAUCAAGGCGUUUUAUGCUCUCUUGGAAUACGCAAUUGGUCGUAAGCGGAAAGCAGUUCGUAUUAGCAAAGCUUUGGAAGAAAGACGAAACAGGCUUCUGCGUACAAGAGUGACUCGCUGGAUGAAGGUGGCUUUCACUACAAAUUGUCUCGUAGUGGUUUUGAAAUCUCUUUAAUUUUUUGUCAGAAUAGCAACAUGUUUCCUUUACAAUUUCAGGUUGGUUUUUAUCUAGCAGCGGAAAGAGCGAGAUUUGGUCAAGAACGACAGAUGGAGGUAGGAUUGGCUGCGGUACUGUAUUACGCUCUUAAGCAAUUCAACUUUUAAAAUCGUUCCUUUAGUGCCGGUCUUUUUGGGCGGAUUUUUUUAUUUCAAAUGUUUUAUCUUUUUCUUGCAUUUUUAGAAGAAUAUCUCUUCUAAAGGUUAUCUUUUGAUUUUAAUUCCACGAUAAAGGGAAUUAAGGACAACAAACACCCCUUUACCCCCCUCCAUAAUCUGUAAAUGCUUGGUCAAAGUAAUGUUCAAUAUUAGCGGAAUUUUUGGCCGACCUCGUUGACUUUGCUUUAUUGCCCAUAUUUCUUGAUCACGUGUUUACAGGCGGCUCACUCCGUGCAUCAGUGUGUGUAUCGUUGCGCGAUGCACUGGAGACGAAUAACAGCAAAACGACUCAGGCAAAGAGGAGGGAGACCGAGACCGAGACCUGUGGUCGAAGCUAAACCUGAUUGGCCAGUUAUAAGUUUGCCUGGAGCAUCUCGCUCAGUCCCUUUGGUGCAGCCCUUACCUGUAGUAGACCUUCACAGGUAUGUAAGCGGCACAGUUUAUAACUAUUCUUUAUUUUUAUGACCUCAUUUCAAAACUCGUUUGCAAAUUUAAUGUCAUCUAUCUCAACAAAAUGUUCACAGGUUUCAAUGGAAUCUACGUUUUGCGCACAAAAAGCCAUUAGAGACCUUUAGAUUCGAGGACAAUAACGACUACGAGUACGAGAUUUCAUUUAAAUUUUUUUCGCGUAUUAUCAAAAAAUAGACAGCCCGGAAUUCUUCAUUGUACUUUUUUUCGCCAGAUAAGUUAGCACUGUUAUCGUUAUUGAAGGAGGUUAAGGCCUCUCCCGAUUGCAAAAUUAUAAAACUUCUAACAUUUGAUAACUUUUUCUCGCCACUACGACACUCUCGCUAAAACUCGUUGUGGAAUGACGACGGCUACCACGUUUUCCUGCCCAAAUGACGCCGGCUCACGCGCGAGCACUACUCGGUCUCUGAUAGUUAUAAACAUCUUGAAAGACUGAUAAACAUCAUUUUUGCCGUCUUUGCAUAAUUCUUCUUAAGAUAACCCAUUCAUUUGCAAGAUUAGCGGAAUUCAGAAAUUGCAUUGCAUUGUAUAUGUAUACGUGUCGUUUUCUUAUUUUCUUUCAAGUAUUGUUUAUCUAUGAUCUUGGGUAUUAGAUAAUGAGUUGGAAAUAUUGGAAAGAACAAUAAAAUUGAUAAAAUUGAAAUGUAGAAAUAUAGUUUUUAAUGCUCUUGUUCCCUCUUUUCAGAAUCGUUUCAGAUUCUUUGAAGGAGCGCCCUCGUGCACGAAAACCUGAUUAUUUGAGAGAGUCCUUUGAUCUUGCCCAACUCACAAAAGCGGCAAAUGUACCACCGACCGUUCCACCCAAACCAUUUUCAACUUUGAGCGAUUCUGAGACAUUACCACGCAUUUCCGCACCCCGCCCGUGUGAUCAAAUGAGGAGCAAUAUUCAUCCCCACCAGAGGACUCCUCGGGAAGAGUCGAUCGUGUUUCCCUCAUCUUCAGCUUCAUCUUCUGUUAGAGACGCGGAUGGUCAGAACUUUUAAAUGUUGCUUUUUUUCUCAUCUUUGUUUUCUUUACUUCAUUAUUAUGAUAACUUAACGAGCUGCAGACAAAGCACAAGUGAGCAUAUUUGGAAAAAUUAGCCCUUAUCGGUAUUUUUUUAAAUCAUGUGUUAUAUUUGCAUUAAUUAAGCUAUAUUUAAAAGAACUCACCUAGGUCUCAGAUCCUGUAAGGUCGCUUUGCAUCAGCCUGAAACGGAUCCCUAGUCAACCCGCUCAGAGGAAAGAUUCCCGAAGACCUUCUGAGUAUAAUGGCCUCAUUGCGAUACAAUACUUGCGAAUAUACCUUAAGCUUAAAUGACUGCACUGAAGCACAGUUGAUACACAAAGACUAAUUUAACAGACUGGAGUGACAUGCCAUUUUCAACUCUUUUUUGUUUGUUUGUUUGUUUGUUUUUAUUUUUAGACUCAACGAAAGCUGCUUUUAGUGAAAGGAACAUGAUCUUCCAAAGCCAACUUUCAGGCCAGUUAAAAAGACGUCUGCCGAACCAUUUGUCCCCACGGAAAGGGUACGAGGAGCCCACAGAGGACCUAUGUUAAUGCCUCCCUCAUCCUUCAUUUUACCUGCUCGCAGUAGAGAAACUUCAAGGAAGUCUUCUUUGCCUGACGAAGCUGUGGUACGAGCUUUCAACUCCUCCCAUCCUGCAUCUACACCGCGCACCUCCCCAGACAGUCAAAAUCAGAUGGAGUUUAGCCCUUCCUCGGAAGCCUCGUCAUCAAGUAGAGGUUUGCAGGAGGAUGAAGAUAGAGAAGACAACAGCAGUGUAGAGUACUGCAAUGAAGACGAAGAGAGUUGAGAAAUGGUGGAAAUGGAAAACGAGGAAAUGGAAGAAGUGUUGGGAAAGACGGAGUGUGAAGGAAAGGAAAAGGGUGAGGAUACAUCCGAUGGAGAACAAGUGGACGAGGGUCGUGAAUCAAAGGAAGUGCGAGAGCAGACAGUAAGGAAUCAACUGUUUCAUCAGCAAAGAGAUCGAGGAAAUCUUCAGGAACGAAUUGCUGCCAUGAAGAAUACACUGCACGAAUUUCAAGAAUUAAAGACGGGUUACAGGUGAGUGAACAACUAGCGAUGGUUGAUGAAGUUUUGUUGUUUCUUGUUAGAUUAUGAUGAUGAUCAUAGUCAUAUUGUGGGUACGAUAGUGACAAACGACAUUGUCUACUAUCAUGCACUCCCCUCACAAAAGAAAAAACUGCUAAUCGUAGAUAACAAUUCAUGAUGACUAUUUUUAUAUCAAAAUGCCUUAAAUUUGUGAUUACAUUCGCGCUUUAUCUUACUACUAGUAGAACCAAAGUGAGAUACAAAAUCGUUUUCGGGUAAUUCUCUUAUUAUGUACUUUUUUUCUAGUCGUAAGAAGAAACAGCGGGAUCAAUUGUCCAUUUGGGUUCAGGAGCAGAGAGAAAACCUAGGAUCAAACCACUUGGACGAAGAGUUCUGGCAAACUGAACAGUGUUUGGACGAGGUAACGAACGUUGAAAUAGUGAUACUGUAAGUAUUAUGCCAUUUUCAAGCGUGGCCAAGGAGUUGAUCUCGGUACUGUCUAGAAACAAAUCCAGUGAGCAAUCAGUGCGUUGGUUACCUAGAGGGAUUUUGUUAGCUUGUACACGAACCGACUCGCGAAAGAAGAAAUAAAAUUCUUUGUCAACCAGGGCAGGCUUCAAUUGAACUCGGGAAUUUGGGAUUAUGUGCAAGUGCAGCGCUCGGGCCGCUCGGCGAUGCUGCUUCCUUUUCCAUGAAUGUUCUUUUUUGUUUGAAAAUGUCAUGACUUUGUUGUUGUUUUGUUCGGAUGAACGACAUUUUCACUGCGUUUGCGUAAAUUGAGAUGGUUAAACAUUGAUUGUCAUUACUGAGAAUGUGUUUUGUUGUUUAGUUAGUUGAACGAAGAAGUUACAGAGAUGGCGCAAAGAAUAAAACAAAAUCGACCACUUGUUGAAGAAGUAGCAGCAUGCAUCCGCGAACUUAUUCACAAAUCUGCAUUAGGAUCUUUUACCUAG